Messenger RNA from Fulvia fulva, 1599 nucleotides. RefSeq lists its product as uncharacterized. Lineage: Eukaryota; Fungi; Ascomycota; Dothideomycetes; Mycosphaerellales; Mycosphaerellaceae. Gene Ontology annotation, molecular function: transmembrane transporter activity. The record is from RefSeq and is a predicted model, not a curated record. The transcript has a single exon. Gene Ontology annotation, biological process: transmembrane transport. Bases 1 to 1599 code for a protein of 532 amino acids.
AUGGAAAGAGCCCUAGCAGCAUACAAGGCCUUCCGGUCAUCGAAAGCCCUAAUCACCUUCACCGUAGCCUACGCCGUCUUCACCGACCAGUUCCUCUUCGCAGCCAUAAUCCCCGUGGCACCAUUCUCCCUCCACACACAAAUCGGCAUACCCGAGGAUAAAGUACAAUUCUGGACAGCGAUCCUUCUCGCAGUCUUCGGCAUCGCAGCAUUCGUCACAUCAGUACCAUGGGGAUGGUACACAGACCGGAGCACAUCUCGACGGAUGCCUUUCACCAUCGGCUUGUUGAUCUUGCUUGGAGCGACUUUCAUGCUGUGGUUCGGGAAUCACAUCGUGGCACAGGUUAUUGGAAGACUUCUGCAGGGCUUCUCGAGCACUGUCGUGUGGACUACUGGACUUGCUGUGCUGGUUGAUACUGUUGGACAUGGGCAGAUUGGGGAGUAUAUGGGGUAUGUCGGCAUCGCUCUCAAUGUGGGAAGCCUCAUCGCACCGCUUCUUGGUGGUGUUAUGUACCAGAGUGCUGGCUUCAAUGCUGUGUUCGGGAUGAUUGUUGGUGUGGUUGUCCUGGACAUCCUGCUUCGAUUUGUCAUGAAGGAGAAGAGCCUCGUUGCUGAGGAGGAUCUGGUCACUGAGUCAAGCGAUGAAGUCGACCUCGAAGCUGGUAAAGCUGAGAGAAAGACUUCAGUCAUCACCGUCCGUCCAGUCAGAACAGACACAAUGGAGUCGAUAGUCGAUCCCGGCACAGCCUCACCCCGACGAUUGAGCGGACGAACUAUGUCCUUCCCGAGCAGACGACCCAGCGACGCUCCAGCCUCUCCACUUGCAGCCGUCAUCCAAAGCUGGAGAGCUACCGGCAUCACAACAUCAGACUGUCCUCUUCAGGCCGUUGAAGAGAAGUCGAGCGGAGACAGCACCUCUCGUGGAGACAGUCUCUUCAGCGGAGACAUCAUCCCCAGUCCCGAAGGCUCCAACGGUGACCUCAGAGCCAGCCUUCACCGCUACAGCCUUCAACCCCGUCCGCAGCACCCGCCCUCGAAAGUGCCCCGCAUCCUCCGCCUCCUCUGCUCAACUCGCAUGACAGUCACGCUCUGGUCAGUCCUCGUCUUAGCGGGUACAUUCUCCGGCUUCCAAGCGACAUUGCCCCUCUUCGUGAGCAGUACUUUCCACUGGAAUGCAACGGGUGGUGGUCUGGUCUUCUUGCCGUUGAGCGCUCCAGCCCUGGUCGGUCCUGCCGUCGGCAAACUUCAAGAUCGAUUCGCGGGUUCUGGGAGAUGGUUUGCGUUCGCAGGCUUUGCAGUUUUGUCCGUUGCACUGAUAUUGCUGCGACUCGUAGAGCACAAUAACACUGGCCAGAAAGCGUUGCUGAUUGUUCUGCUGACUCUCAUCGGAAGCUGUAUGCCUCUGGCGCUGGAGCCACUUUUUGGGGAGACCAUCUAUGGAGCUGAUCAGAUUGACCUUGCAGACCGCGAGGCUGGGAUCGUGAGAGAAGGUGGUGCGGGGAGUUAUGGGCAAGCGAAUGCUUUGUUCAAUAUGGCGUGGGCUGGGGGAUGUGCUCUGGGGCCGGUGCUGGCUGGGACUAUGAUUGAUCAUGUUGGUUAG